Molecule: messenger RNA, 1976 nt
Organism: Charadrius vociferus (killdeer)
Lineage: Eukaryota; Metazoa; Chordata; Aves; Charadriiformes; Charadriidae
Gene: PDE7B
Product: phosphodiesterase 7B
Exons: 13
Coding region: 90-1433 (447 amino acids)
Molecular function (GO): 3',5'-cyclic-AMP phosphodiesterase activity
Source: RefSeq, a predicted model, not a curated record
GGAUUCUGCAGUACAAGUCUUCAUGAACAAGCUGCACCGCUUAGAGAUUUCACGGCAUUCAAAGGUCACAGAACUGCCACUAUGGUUAAAUGUCUUGUUUAAUGGUUGAGAGGUGUGGAGAAAUCUCAUUUGAUAGUCCUGACCAGAAUGCCAAAUGUGUUCGCAUGCUAGGAGAUGCACGGGUGAGAGGUCAGACAGGGGUUCUCUCCGAGCGCCGCGGCUCCUACCCGUUUAUAGACUUCCGUCUUCUUAACAAUACUACACUCUCAGGGGAAAUCGGCACCAAGAAAAAAGUGAAAAGACUGUUAAGUUUCCAGAGGUAUUUCCAUGCGUCCCGGUUACUGCGUGGAAUUGUACCACAAGCCUCUUUGUACCUACUGGAUGAGGACUACCUUGGGCAAGCGAGGCACAUGCUAUCCAAAGUGGGAAUGUGGGAUUUUGACAUUUUCUUGUUUGACCGCUUGACAAAUGGAAACAGUCUCGUAACACUGCUUUGUCACCUCUUCAAUGUGCAUGGACUUAUUCACCAUUUCCAGUUAGACAUGGUUACAUUACACAGGUUUUUAGUUAUGGUUCAAGAAGAUUACCAUAGCCAAAACCCGUACCACAACGCUGUCCAUGCUGCUGAUGUCACACAAGCUAUGCACUGCUAUCUGAGGGAGCCCAAGCUUGCCAACUUCCUCACGCCGUCGGACAUCAUGCUCGGACUGCUAGCUGCUGCGGCUCACGACGUGGAUCACCCAGGGGUCAACCAACCCUUUCUCAUCAAAACUAAACACCACCUUGCCAGCCUGUACCAGAACGUUUCAGUGCUAGAAAAUCACCACUGGCGAUCUACGAUAGGCAUGCUUCGAGAGUCACGGCUCCUCGCCCAUCUGCCCAAGGAGGUGACGCAGGACAUCGAGCAGCAGUUGGGCUCCCUGAUCUUGGCAACAGACAUCAACAGACAGAAUGAGUUUUUGAUCCGUCUGAAAUCUCACCUUGACAAUCAGGAUUUGAGGCUGGAGGAUGCACAAGACAGACAUUUUAUGCUUCAGAUUGCACUCAAGUGCGCUGACAUCUGCAACCCUUGCCGGCUCUGGGAUCUGAGCAAACAGUGGAGCGAACGGGUCUGCGAAGAGUUUUACCGGCAAGGUGACCUGGAACAAAAAUUUGAACUGGAAAUAAGCCCCCUUUGUAACCAGCAGAAGGAUACAAUACCAAGCAUACAGAUCGGGUUCAUGACGUACAUCGUAGAGCCACUCUUUGAGAGGUGGGCCCAGUUUACAGGUGAUACCCCCCUAUCUGAAAAUAUGCUAAACCAUCUCAGGAGGAACAAGGCCAAGUGGAGGAGUUUGCUCCACAAGCAACACAGCAGUAGUAGGAGCAAUGACCACUCAGGUCAAGUGACUGGCAGCCAAGAACAGACUUUAAAUGAAGAAGAGACUCCUUAGUGGCAGCUUUGCACUUUUCCUUACAGCACUGCUAUCUCUGUCUUGAUCACAGCAGCAAGCAAAAUCCCGGGGAGCUAGGAGCCUCUUCAACACUGCGGAAAGGGAAGAAAUGGCAAAGCAGAAGCUGUGUAAGGGUCCUCACGAACAAACCCGCGGUUCUGCUGGGUUCCUUUCUGGAUCUCCUUUGCGUUCCUCUCCCCUCUCUUCCUUCUGCGCAUGCCUGAUGCCAUUUGUCACUUCUGGUCAUGAACUGCCUGAAUGCAGAGUCCCAGUCAGCAGUACUCAAGCCGGGCCGGUUACGGCUGCCGUGAAGCAGGGAGGAUUACUGAGACAACGGGAGAGAUACAGGCACUCUUGGUCAUAUAUUCAUUUACCACGAGUCAUACUGUGACAUAUGUAUAUAGGCCCAGAGCCCCAUAUGGUUUCCAGGCUGGCAGCUGGGCUGCACAUUAAACCACCAGCAUCUUCAGCAUCCAGAGGACACGGGCUGAGCGUGACAGCGCUCGCAGAGGGCAGAGAGAGUCUGGUUAUUUUAGUAAUUAA